Cajanus cajan (pigeon pea) is the source of this 807-nucleotide messenger RNA. RefSeq names its product dormancy-associated protein homolog 3. The record is from RefSeq and is a predicted model, not a curated record. Lineage: Eukaryota; Viridiplantae; Streptophyta; Magnoliopsida; Fabales; Fabaceae.
UAUGGCAUCCAUGGGGCGUGGUUGUAUCUCUUACACUCCUCGACUUGGUCAUUUGGAUCUGCUAAAAUACGCCUGAUCCAUAUGGGCCUCCUCGACCACUUGUGGGACGACACCGUCGCCGGCCCAAGGCCCGAUAACGGUCUCGGCAAGCUCCGAAAACACCACACCUUCACUUUCCGACCUACCUCCGGCAAGGAAUCGGAGGGUGGGAGCGUGAGAUCGUACGGUGACGAAUCGUCGGAGGAAGCGAUGAGAGUAACGCGUAGUAUCAUGAUCGUGAAACCGCCCGGUUACCAGAGUGGAUCGCCUCCGGUUUCUCCUGCCGGUUCGACUCCUCCGGUUUCUCCGUUUUCCGGUAAGGAGGAAAAGAUUCGUUUCGGUUUCGAAGAAGGUCGGCAUCAGAUGCGUACGAGAAGAGAGAGCAGAACUGAUCAAGCACUUCUCCUCCUUUCGAUGUGUGAUAAAUGAAUCGCAUGCAUGCGUUUGCUCUCGGGAUAUGAUGUAGCAACCUUUUGGGCUUAAUUUGCUGUAUUCAUUUUUGUUUAGUCUUUUGUGUGCAUGUAUCAAUGAGUUGAGGUUGUGCUGCAGUGCACGCGAUAUAUGUAGCUUUUAGUUAAGUCUCUGCUUAGGUGAACUGCGUAGUGGUUGGGAAAUUGUAAGUAAGAGAGUGUAAUGGGUAGAGGAGCGGUGUAUCUUAUUAUCUAUCUGUAUAUUUACAAUUAAUAAGCCUUUACUGCGUUUGUUCAUUCUGUUGGUGGUGUUCAAAUUCAAAUAAAUAAAAAAGCUUGCUGAAUCACAAGUUGGUAA